AACGAGAGUGGAUGCCAUAAGCAGGAAACCUUUGCGACCAUUUAAAGAAGAAUGUAAAUUCUUCUUCCAUACUUAGUACAAGUAUGUAGAGAGAAUGUGUGUUCCCCAGAUCUUGUGAAAGUCCUUGUAUAUCAGACCAUUAAUCCUUCCUGCUUACCAUCAGAAUACAGUUAGUCAACAAAAGGAAUUAAGUUUUGCAUAAUAUUGGAUAAAAUAAGGAUAUGUCACUCAUUGGCAAGAUCACCCUUUUGAAAUUCGUAACUCAAAAUCAUAAUGGAUUACACAACAUCAUCAGGGCCUCUUGAAUCAUGUUGGACAAGGGACGCAAAACUGGAGAAAAGGUCGCCGCUGAUGAAAAAAAACUAAAGACCCGUGGGAGAAACCGGAUCUGUAAGCAGUGCAAGUUCACAUGCACUGAUCCCAAAGACUUUCUAAAUCACCAGAAAUACGCACAUUCUCAGGAAAAUGAUCCUGAUAUACUUAACUCCAUAAGUAAGAGACGGAGAAGUUCUAACAGCAUUAAUUGUAACAGUCACGUCUCACUUGUGAAAAAAAUAGCGACCCGAUCAAGUGUUUCUCAUGACAUUGAUGACAAACCAAAAUCUGAUGACAAUAAAAACCCCGAUUUAAGUGCCUUCCAGGACACAGAAGAGUCACUUUCUCCCGUGAAUAGUGAUAUCCCUGAUUCUAAAUUAAACGAGACCUCAUAUUCUAUGAACAAAGAAAAUUUGUCUGUUGACGAAAAUAAAGGUGACAGUGUAAGUGACAAGUUAGAAAAACUAGAGAUGGAUUCCUCAGAAGUGGAACGUGCCAGUAACUUUGGAAGUGAACAUGAAGAACAAGAUGAGGAAGGGAAACUCGUAAUUGCAGAGGAUGACCAUGCAUCAAAUAAAACACCAACCCGUAGUGGAAACAUUCAGAAUCGCACUUAUGUCUGUAACCAGUGUGAGUUCAGUUCCACAAGUGCCAAAACUUUCCUACAUCACCAGAAGGAUGAACAUCAACCUGACAUCAUUAUAUACGAGUGUGACAUCUGUGAAUAUGCCACCAAGUAUAAACAAAAGUUACCUCGUCAUCGAAAACUUCACUUCACUGGGAAAGACAAUAGCAGUUUACUGAGUCCUUACGAUUUGGAUGGCAGUUUUAAUGAAAGCAAGGAUAGAAGUGGAAGUUUUAGUGAACUAAUGAAGAUGGAUGAACAUGGUCCUAACUUUGUUAGAAACGUUGUAGAUGAUGAUGACGAUGAUGAAGACGAGGAAGAAGAAGAGGAUAAUCUACCUCAGGUCGAGUCCCAUGAGUUAGCACCCAUAUCUGAUGGCACACCUGUCGUGGAGAAGAAGAAACGCAAAACCAGACAGGAAGUGGAUCCCGGAAAAUAUUUUGAAGUUCAGGAUGACACAGGAAUAAAAUACGCUUGUUCAAAAUGUGGCAAUGUGUACAAGUGGAGAAAAUCUCUGAACAAACACUGGAAAGAGAAACAUUUUGGUGACAUUCCUGAUUCUAGUGUUCCACCCCCUGGGCUUGCCAAACUCAACAGCCUUACUCACAUGCAAUAUACAUAUAGAUUCCCUACCUCAAAAGGGGGCGACCGUCUGUCACCUUCAUCUCAAAGUCAAAGAAGUGAAAGGUCAAGGUCAGAGACCCCAGUCAGUAUGGUGGAGCGUUACCAACCAGGUGCUGACCUCAUGGAGAAUAGCAGCAUGUCAUCUGUUGUGAUGCCUCGCUUCAUUGGACCGUUCAUCACAGACAGUAUAUCAGUCAAUGGAGGUGACCCCUCACCAAGCAAACCUGAGGCCUUGUAUCCAAGAUCCAUGAUAGAAUCUAGUCGUGAACAACCCAUUGACUUCUCUGUCAAAAAGGAGAGUGAUUUCAGUCCUUACCUGAAGGGAUCCCACUCUUCUCCCUCCAUUAAAAGUGAACAUGCGUGGUCUGAACAAACAUCUAGUCUUGAUCUCAGUGGAAACAAGAAAGAAGAUAGUCCUAUACUUCAGUGCAAUAGAUGCUCCUUUGUAGCAAAAACUUUAGUAGACUAUAGCUCUCAUAUGACUUUACAUUUGAACAAACGAGCUUUUAAGUGUGCAGAAUGUCAAGAACAUUUCAAUAAUGUCGAAGAUUUGAACAAGCAUUUUGGAGAAAACCAUUCCGAGAAAAUCCACGAACACAAGGAAGCUAUACAGAAGAUUCCUCAUGGAUUGCAGCAAACAUAUCACCUCCUGAAAAUGCCACUGAAUUCCAUUGGUUCCAUUGCCGUAUCUGAAGCAUCCACUUCUGGACCCAAUGAACCUAAGUAUCUGAAAUGCAGCAUGUGUCACUUUGUUGCUAAAUGGCCAGCUGAACUUCAGAAGCAUGCCGUCUCCCACUCUGAGGAGCGACCUUUUGUUUGCAUGGUCUGUGGCUCCACCUACAAGUGGAAAUGGGAUCUAGUCAAGCACUUCGAGAAAAGCCACAAUUCUCUGACCAAUCCAUACAAGCGUAGAGAACAAGGCAGCUCUCCAGCUCCUUUGACCACCAAACCUGACCAGAAUUCCAUGAUGAAAUCACCCCCAGUGCUCUCCCCUGUCACAGGAUUUCCUGGUGAGCGGUAUCCUAUGACAAGUAUAGCGGCAGCUCUUAUAGACACUGACACAUUCCAGAAAAGAAGUGUAGAUAGCUUGUCCUAUGAGGAACCAUCUAGGAAGAAGAGACGUCUGUCAGAUACUGAUAUGCCAAAUCUGAUGGACCAGUCUCAGGCAGAUCGUCAGGAGUAUAUCACAGCAGGUGCUCUCAGUUAUGACAGACAUGAGGAUUCCAGAGGCAUUGAAUCAGAAAGUGAGGACUCCCAAGGAAGUCUGAAAAUUUCUGGAACUUCUGCUCUGCGGGACAUGGAAAACCUCAUUCCUCCAGAAGAUGAGAUGGGAAAUGAUCCAAAUGAAAUGUUUGGCACCUGUUCCAUCAAUCCUCAGACCCAGAUGGCUGUUAUAAAUGCAGUUAAGAAGAGAAUGGACAACGGAAAGCAAGCCAGUGUCCCUUCUAAGCCUCGGCCAAAUGACAAGGACAAAAAUUCUGAUGUACUUCUACCUUACAAGUGCCAGAUAUGUGAGUACAGAGCUAGAUGGCCAUCUGAAAUUACUCAACAUAUGAAGAACCAUUCUGACGAAAAGCCUUACCACUGCCCUAGAUGUAGCUACAAGAGUAAAUGGAAAUGGGAUGUGGUGAAACAUCUGAAGCGCUGUGGAGGAGGUACCAUAAGAGAUGUCAUCGACACCAAUAAACUAAAGAAGCACUCGGCACCACCCAAUGUCACAGUCAUGCCUCAGGGAUCCUUCCAAAGACAAGGCCCAGGCUCACAAUCAGAAUUCAUGCAGAAGAAUAUAGAAAGUCGCUAUGCACUGUCAUCGGUGGCAGAAGCUCUUGCAAGCAACAACAGUGCAAUCAUGUCCAUGGCUGAAAUGAACAAAACUGGUUAUGAUGAUUACGAAAAGAUGCUGAGUCUGUCCAGUAGCCAGCAACCAGUUUUUAAGAGCAUCAUUAAUCAAGGAGUAUACCACUGCUUUGAGUGUCCAUUUAUUGCUCAGAGUCCUGCAGAAUUGAGACGUCAUGCUGUACUUCACUCAGAAAACAAACCAUUUAGUUGUGUUGUAUGUGGAUACAGCUCCCGCUGGAAGUGUGACUUAAAGAAACAUAUCAGAACCUAUGGGCAUUAUGACCAGACCCUGCAAUCCAGGCCUUCCUCUCAACAGACUUCCUCUGGGAAAUUCCAAUAUCAGAUUCCUCAAAGGGACAUUUACCCAGAGGACCAAGACUCUGAAGACAGAACCUUAUAUAAAUGCAAUAAGUGUUCAUAUUCCACCUUCAAGAAAUAUUCAUUUGAAAUUCAUAUGAAAACCCAUGGUGAUAUGAAAAAAGAAGAUGCUUCUUUGGGGAAAUACAACUGUAAGCAGUGUGACUUCCAAGGAACCGAUCUGAUUUCCUUGCUCCAGCAUAAGAAAACCCAUGCUGGCAAAGUUACACCCACUGAAGGUAACAAUUCUUCACUGGACCCAUGUGCUGAACAGGUGUCUAACAGAACCUUGCAGAAACAUCGCAGAAAACCUGUUCAACAAUUUCGUUGUCCUAAGUGCCCUUACACUUGCUUCAAGCGAUCUGGCCUUACUAUGCACGAAGCUAUGCACCAGCCUCGAGGAGACGAUGCCCUGAAAUGUUAUUACUGUGACUAUAAUGUCUUCAGCAAAGGACUUCUUGUUCAGCACAUGAGACUUCAUCCUGAAUUUGAUCCAAAUGAAUGUGGUGAAUUUGCUGAAAUUUUAGAGAAUAAUGACUUUGAUAAUAUGGACACAGAGGAAUAUGAGUAUCUUCAUAACAUGAAUGAAGAUGCUGAUGAAUACAACAGCAUGAUGGAUGAGGACUCUCGACAAAGUCCCAGUGAUCUGAACAGCUCAGGUUCCAGUAUCAAAGCCAGGGAGAGUGGUGCUCUGGAUCUCUCCAGCUCAAGCUUGACUUCAAUUUCAAGUGAAUCCAAGAGAGUUACUGGUGCCACCACUUGUGAACCACCAGAGCCUACUAGUUCAUUGAUGCCGUUCCCUUGUGAGUGGUGUCCAGCCAGAUUCCCUAACCUCACAAAACUCUAUCAUCAUGCCAGUACUCAUCAUCCAAUGGAAUUACGCAUGCAGGAGAUGGGAGAGACACCAAGCAUGGCCCUGCCUACCAGGAUGAGUGAUCCUUACCUUGAACGACAAAAACGUAUGCAACAGAAACAAGAGCUUCAAAAACAAGAGUUGGAGCAACAAAAACUCUUAGAGCAACAAAAGUUGGAGCAACAGCAUUUCCAGCAAUCCAUACUCAAAAAUGCAUUGAAUCAAUCAAGAUAUCGCCCCAUUGAGCCCAAACUUCCAUUUUCACUUGCAGAAAAAAAACCUAAUCCUGUGUACAGUUCUCCUUCAUCAUCAACUCCAAGCACCAGCACUUUUUCCAAGUUCUCACAAGAUGCUAACAACAAUAAGUCUGGCAUUCCAAUUUCACAAUCAUCUACUCUUGUUGCUCGAACCCUGCUUGAAAAGGCCAGAAAAUCGACCAGCCCCAACAAGAGAGGAAGAUCAUUCCAAUGUACCAAGUGUUCAUUCACGGCUCCAAAUGCCGUCACUUACCUCCGUCACAUCGAGAGACAUGGCAGUAACUGUAGACACACCUGUAGAUUCUGUGACUACAGCAUAGACCGGCUUAACCUGCUAUACCAGCACAUGAAGGGCACUCAUGGGGAUCUCUGGAGAGGAACACCAGAGGAGAAGAUCAACCUGACGUCCGGAUCAGGGAGCAAGGUUUACCCUGAAGACAUGCAUUCCAAAGGACCAUCAACUCCUGAUGAGAGCAUGAACAAUAGUUUGGAUGGUUCCUUCACUGGGUUAUCAAAUGAUAGCCCAGACAUCAGUGACGAGGCUUACAAUUUUUCCAUGAAUGAGAUCAGAGUUUAUCAUACAAUGGCAGCCAAGGGACAAAACCCAGUCCUGAUCAUCAAAGAAGAAACAACAUGGUAUGGCGUACCCAUUCAGGUCUGCACCAUCAAUGGAAGAAAGAGCUACAAGUGUCCAAAGUGCAUAUUUGUCAAUGGCAAUCCCAAUAACACAGUAAGUCAUGUUAAGCUUCACAGCAGCAGCAAGAGAAUAUCGUGUGAGAAGUGUGAUUUUGGAGUGGACAACCUUAGACAGCUUGAAAUCCAUUAUGAAUGCCUCCAUCCACAAAACCCUAUCUUCAUUGAACGGUCACCAAGCAAAAUUCCAUUUGUACCGGAAUCCAGCAACUCUGUAGAGGAGAACAACAACUCUGUCAUCUGGAGCAACCAGACACAGAAAACUUCCAACCUGAUCUUGCCGACCUGCACCAACUGUCCGUACAAAUGCAGGACAGUAGAAAUGCUUCAGUACCAUCUGACUCUCCAUAAUCUGGAUAGAGAAUUUAAAUGUAAUUACUGUGAGUUUAGUGUGGACUCGCAAAACCUUCUCUUAAAGCACCUGGCUGUUCACAGAGAACCAUACGAACCAGACCUGAGCCAGAAUGAAGAGGAAGAAAUCAAGGCAGCUAACCAGACACCCACUAGUCAGGACAAGUUCCUGAGCAAAAUUGACCUAAUGCCUAAGGACCUUCAGAAGGAAAUGACAUCUGCUGAAAACAAACUUACACCACAGACUCUAAAGACCGUUUUGAAUAACUUGAAGAACAGCACUGGCAGACUAAGGUACAGAUGUACUAGAUGUCCCUACUUCUCUUUCUGCAAGAACAACAUCAGCAAACACCGUAGACAGCACACUGUCAAGAGUAAAUUCAAGUGCCAGUACUGUGACUACAGUGCUACUAGAAACUUCUUGAGACAGCAGCACAUGAAGUUCCAUGAGAACAGUGCCAUUACUAAUGCAAAAUCUACUAAAUACCAUGACAUUGUCUUGGAUCCCUAUGAUGAAGAGGGAUUGAAAGCCUUGAGCAGCAUUCAGACACCAGAAUCUACUUCAACCAAUGGAGAAGAUAACAUAAAAGAUUUCUCAGAUGAAAAUAAUGAGAACACUGAAGAGACUGAUGCCAUGUCAGAAGAAAGAGACUUUGAUGAAGAGAUGGCAGCUUUAGAACAAGCUGAAUUUGAAGGCCUGGAUGACAAGAAAACUUCUGAUAUAGAAAUGGAAGGGCAGGAUUCUGAUGACAGUCUGUCAGAGAUGGACCCCACUGCUCUCCAACAGCAGAUGUCAAUGAAUCUGUCAGGAACAGUGGGCAGUGAAGAUAAGAUCCGCUAUACCUGCACCCAGUGUCCCUACAAAUGUAACGCACUCAGGAGCUUUAAGUGUCAUAUACACAUGCAUGGUUUGAAUAAGAAAUACAUCUGUGAUUUCUGUAACUGGAGCGCUGACCGUCUCAAUCUCCUGUAUCAGCACCGCAAGGUCCACAGCAAGAUGCCAAACUACAACUCCUCUCCUGAAGACAUUGUCUUCCUCAACCGCAACUAUGCUCUCGAAAAUGAUGCAAAAGCUGUGAUGUCCCCAGAGAACCUAUCCAUGGAUCAGCCAAAAAAGAGCCCCAGCCCAGUCGAUGAGAAAGCUCUACAGAGAAUGUCUGAUCGUCAGUUCAGUGGAAAGAAAAUUUACUGCUGCAAAUUAUGUCCUUUCUCCUGCAACAACAAAAAUAGCUUUGCAUAUCACAAAAACCUUCACAAAAUAAAUGCACGCUACACUUGUAAUCAGUGUUCAUACAGCAUUGACCGCUGGAACCUCCUUGCCCAGCAUAUAAAACUUCACAAGAUGAGCAGUAGAGAGGAACUGGACAGAAGUAAUCACCAAAUGAAUGUCUCCAGCCCUGAAGUGGAACCUCAACUGUACUUCAAUGCAGAAGACAGCCCUAAUGAUAGUGAAAUGGAAAGUGAAGAAGAAAAGCCACAAGACUGGAAGUGCAGCAGGUGCCCUUUCAGCUCAGGUAGCCAGGAGAUGCUGUGGGAACACUCCAAGCAGCAUCAUAAGCAUGGGAAGCAUAGCUGUCCAUACUGUGACUUCAGUGACCAGCAGGAACAGAGUAUGGUGGAGCAUGUCCAGCUCCAUUUCCCAAGCACCAAACUCGACCCCGAAGCUGUCCAUGCCAUGCUGGCCAAACAAGGGGAGAAACUUCCUCAAGCCCCUGAAGUUCCUGUCGUCAAGACAACACCAAAAGAGGCUAAGAAAUCCAAGUCCAUGGAAGAACCAUCCACUGAGUCGCCGCUGAAAUCCAGGACCAAAGUUUAUGUCUGUCCGUACUGUGAGCGUGAAUUUGAUAAGAAAGACUUGAUGCUUAAUCAUGAAAGACAGCACCUGAUUGGAUCCAAGUAUUAACAUUGUGUGUUUUAAUGUUAUACAAGAUUUCUGUAUUUAGUAAGAAUACAAACUUGCCUUAAUGUUAAGAGGUGCUUUACUAUUGUGCAAUUUAUCAUACUCAUUUUGGAGUGCUUUUAAUCAGGAGAUUCUAGUUUGAUGGUCAUUUCAAUAUCAUAACAACUUUUUAAUAUUAAUACAUUGUAUACACUACAAAGAACACUUACUUAUGCAAUAAUCAAUGUAUAGCAAUUUAGUCAAGUAGUCUAUCAUCAUCAAGUACUUGUGAGUAUUUGUUUCGAGGGAUAUAUUUUUGUUCAGGAAGUUAAUUUAUUUUUAUGUAUUAUGUGUGUGGUAGUGAAUAUGAGAAAUCAAGUUCAGUCAAGUCUUUCACAUUGUGUUCAAAUGAAGUCCGUGAAAACAGAUUAUCAUAGUAUUUUUAAAACUUUGGUCCAAGUGCUUUUAAAAUAAUGUAACAAAACCCAUGCAUGUUUAGUUUAUGCAUGUAAGUUCAGUGCAAUGUUCAGUUUUCAAGGCCUAGUUAAGGCUUUCAGGAAAUCCUAGUAAUAGAUAGGAACCAAUUUAUCACUUUUCCACUACAAUAUUUGUACAUACUGUUUGAAUUUGGUAUUUGUAUCAAUAUUUUAUGAUGUAUUACUUUUUCCUGCAGACAGCAGUAUAUUUUGCGUAUAUCCACUUUUAAUUAAUACAUUCCAGUGUGGUAAAAUCACAGAUUAAGAAUAUUAAUCAUGUGAUUAUUUUUUGUUUUGCUUAAUAUAUGUAUUAAUAGUACUAUCUAUGCACAUACAAUGUACUAAUUGUUUAAAAUAAACAAAUGAUGUCAUUUACAUUUAUACGAAUUAUGAAUAGACUCCUUGAAGACUGUUGAUUUCUUUGAAGUGUAUUGGAAGCCAGUUUUGCACAAACUCUGAAUUCAUCAGUAUGCUAAUAGUCAAGAUUAAAUGAUAAUGAAAUGUUUUUCCUGUGACACAAUGUUAGAUUUUUCUCAGUUUUUUUGUUGGAAUUGGGUAAAAAAUGGAAAUUGUCUUCCAUGAAUUUUCUUCCAAUAUUGUGGUUCAAGGGGAACAACUCUAUAUUUUUUUUAAAUGUUAUAUAUUGACUAUGCAAAAAUAUUGUGCCUUAUGGGGAAUUUUUUCAGUGAACAAAAUAUUGUAUAAAUUUGUUCAAAGAAUAUAUAUUUUUCUUUAAUUUAAAAGUGUUCUGGAAAAUUUUUCAUGGAGUAGUUUUGUUUGGCUGUUGCUUAUUUUCAUGUCUGCUUGAUAUACUAUAAUUUUGCUUUCUUUUUUAAAUUUGUAUCUAGACUUGAGUUUUAUUAUUACUAUUUUUUUUUUUUUGGUACAAAAAACUAAGUUAUUCUGACACGGAAACUCAUUGAGAGAGAUGACUAACAUGCUUAAGUAAUACCUUGUCGUGAACGCACACAAAUCAAUUGUUAUGUUCGACUUUUAACCAGGGGUGACAUGCACAUUUCAAUGUCACCUAAAAUAUGUUGACUCCUUAACUUAAUUUGGUUAAUUAAUGGACUUCUUUAUCUCGUUAGUAAUUCCCCCACUCAUGUCUCUCUCAUUGCUGGUUUCUGUGUCAGAUUUCCUAUAGUUCUGUACGAUUAGCCACUGAUUCCUGGUGCUAUUUAUAGUGUAAGAAUGUAUUCAUACUCUUGCUAUUUAUAGUGUAUGAAUGUAUUCAUACGCCAUGCAUUUUAUGAACUUAUUAUCAAACAAAAUUUUAUCCAAGUUGUCCCUUUUCAUUUUCCCCCCUUUGUUUGUUUUUUUUAAUGUUUUUUUCAUUUUCGAUACAUUCAAAAAUCAUGUUCAAAGUUAUUAGACGUAGUUGCUAGUUGAAGAAAUCUUGUUCAGAACAUUAGAACAAGUCCAAGCAAUGUAACAAGAAUUCUGACUGAAGCUUCAUUAUGGGAUUAUUUUUCCUUGAAUAUAAACAUACAUUAUAAUUGCAUGAAAUGUAGACUAUUUAACCACAUUUUAGUUAUUGACCUAUUUUAGAGCAUUUUUUCUUCUUUGAAAUAUUAUGAAAUAAAUAGAAUUGAAAACAUU
Messenger RNA from Saccostrea echinata, 9868 nucleotides. RefSeq lists its product as uncharacterized. Gene Ontology annotation, biological process: regulation of transcription by RNA polymerase II. Gene Ontology annotation, molecular function: DNA-binding transcription factor activity, RNA polymerase II-specific; RNA polymerase II transcription regulatory region sequence-specific DNA binding. Lineage: Eukaryota; Metazoa; Mollusca; Bivalvia; Ostreida; Ostreidae. The coding region runs from base 309 to 7817 and encodes 2502 amino acids. The record is from RefSeq and is a predicted model, not a curated record. The transcript has 2 exons.